This is a messenger RNA of Strongylus vulgaris, 162 nucleotides long. NCBI's taxonomy places the organism in Eukaryota, Metazoa, Nematoda, Chromadorea, Rhabditida, Strongylidae. The record is from the annotation of a GenBank genome assembly.
GUCGGCUUUGAUCUCUUCUUCUAUUGCACAUGGAUCGGCUAUAUGAACUCUUUCAUGAAUCCAAUUAUCUACACCAUUUUCAACACAGAGUUUCGUCGCGCAUUUAAGGCGAUUCUCUUCGGCAAACCUGGGCAUGGCUUCCAUAAGCAGGUCCAUGUCUAA